Molecule: messenger RNA, 1447 nt
Organism: Ricinus communis (castor bean)
Lineage: Eukaryota; Viridiplantae; Streptophyta; Magnoliopsida; Malpighiales; Euphorbiaceae
Product: caffeoylshikimate esterase
Exons: 9
Coding region: 135-1262 (375 amino acids)
Cellular component (GO): membrane
Molecular function (GO): lipase activity
Source: RefSeq, a predicted model, not a curated record
AAAAAAACUUCGAAAAAGAUAAAACAGCAAAAACAGAAUAACAAUCUCUAUCUCAGAUCGUAACUGACAACAAAUCUUAUAUGAUAUUGUAAUUUAAUCUAUUUCUUAGUUGUGUGCUUAGAUUUCUGCUUGUGAUGGCUUUAAAAUUAGGAAAGGUCUACGGUCGCCACUGUAGCUUAUUACAUGGUAUUGUUUGUUUGGAAGGAAAGAAAGGGAAAAAGAGAGGAGCAAUGGUGAGGUUUGCAGGUAUAGAUAACGAGUUGCAGAAGAUACUCGACGCAAAUAUGGAUGAAGCGCGUGCAAGACGACGCGCUCGUGAUGCGUUUAAACAUAUUCAGCUUAAUAUCGACCAUAUCUUGUUUAAGACACCAGCUGAUGGAUUGAAAAUAAAGGAGUCGUAUGAGGUGAACUCUAGAGGAUUGGAAAUUUUCACAAAAAGUUGGCUACCAGGAACUUCUUCUCCUAGAGCAGUGGUGUGUUAUUGUCAUGGUUAUGGAGACACUUGCACAUUUUACUUCGAAGGAAUUGCAAGAAAGUUGGCAUCAUCUGGGUAUGCAGUUUUUGCUAUGGAUUACCCAGGAUUUGGUCUUUCAGAAGGUCUUCAUUGCUAUAUUCCUAGCUUUGACAGGCUAGUUGAUGAUGUCAUGGAGCAUUUCUCUAAAGUCAAAGAGGACCCAGCAAUUUGUAAUCUUCCAAGCUUCCUGUUUGGACAGUCAAUGGGUGGAGCUGUCACUCUGAAGCUGCACUUAAAACAGCCUAAUGCAUGGAAUGGUGCCAUUCUUGUUGCGCCUAUGUGCAAAAUUGCAGAUGACAUGCUUCCACCAAUGUUAGUGAAGCAAUUCUUGAUUGGUGUAGCCAAUGUUCUUCCAACAAAAAAAUUAGUUCCACAAAAGGAUUUGGCUGAGGCAGCAUUUAGAGAUUCAAAGAAGCGAGAGAUGACAUCUUAUAAUGUUAUUGCUUACAAGGAUAAGCCACGAUUGAAGACAGCUUUGGAGAUGCUGAGAACCACUCAAGAGAUAGAACAGCGAUUAGAAGAAGUCUCACUACCAUUGUUAAUACUACAUGGAGGGGCUGAUAUUGUGACUGAUCCAUCUGUGAGCAAGGCUUUGUAUGAGAAAGCUCGCAGUUCGGACAAGAAGUUUAAACUUUACAAGGAUUCUUACCAUUCUCUUCUCGAAGGUGAGCCAGAUGAAGCAAUAAUUCAGGUUUUCAAUGACAUUGUGUCUUGGCUUGAUGAGCACAGCAAAGAAACUAAUGCCUAAUAAUCAGGUGCCUGUUAUUUUCCAUUAGUCAUUAGAGCACAUGCACAAAAGGCAGAAAGCAAAGAUAAAUAAUAAAUAGAAGGGUAUUAGAUUAGAGAUUAUAUUGUUAUUACUUGGGAGAUUUCCUACGUGAAUAAAUUUAAUUGUUCUAUUUGGAACAUUUAUUUAUUUAUUUAUUUUGUAUA